Messenger RNA from Colossoma macropomum (tambaqui), 2865 nucleotides. It is a transcript of the gene mgat3b, whose product is annotated as beta-1,4-mannosyl-glycoprotein 4-beta-N-acetylglucosaminyltransferase b. Lineage: Eukaryota; Metazoa; Chordata; Actinopteri; Characiformes; Serrasalmidae. The coding region runs from base 571 to 2370 and encodes 599 amino acids. The transcript has 3 exons. Gene Ontology annotation, cellular component: membrane. Gene Ontology annotation, molecular function: beta-1,4-mannosylglycoprotein 4-beta-N-acetylglucosaminyltransferase activity. Gene Ontology annotation, biological process: protein N-linked glycosylation; N-acetylglucosamine metabolic process. The record is from RefSeq and is a predicted model, not a curated record.
CGGAAUAUGGGUGGAAAAACAAAAUCGGGAAAAGGAAAAAAACGCGCGAUAAGCAGGAGAACUGGGAGGAGCCGCAGCUGCUGUCUCACCCCUCCUCCUCCUCCUCCUCCUCCUCUUCGCAUGAUCUUUGAAGGGAGAAAUGAAAAAAUAACGGAGUGAGAGCUGCACGCACGGAGGAGGGCGUCGUAUGUUUUUGUAGCCACACGCACAGACGGAGCUCAAAAAGGAGGAAGAGAGGAGGAGAGAAAAAGAGGAGGAGAUCGAGCCAUAAAAGCGUCAAAAAAGGAGGAAAAUAAACGAGAGCCAGGGAGACGAGACCCAGGGGGGUGCCCUUUUUCACUCCGCAUCGGCAGCGCUGGUCCGGGAUGGGCCGCGGCCGGGCUGGGGGACAGUGGGACCGGCUGUGUCGAGGCGGGGCUCCGCCGUGAAGACUCCCCGGUGCUGAUUAAAAACAGCGAACAAAGGCUCCGCGCGCUGCGGGAAAAAACAACACUGCGAUGCCGUUUGACGACCGGAUCAGCGCCUCAUCCGCAACGAGCAUCUAGAGCCCCGCUGCAGGCAGGCGAUGGGAUGAAAAUGCGACGUCACAGAGUAUUCUUGCUUUGCACCGUGGGGCUAUGUGUCAUCUCCUUCCUCCACUACUACAAAGCCCUGCACUACGUCUCUCUGCUACGAGAGCUUUCAGCUCCGUACCCCAACAUCAAGUCCUUCAUCAUGGUGACUGGCUUCUUCUGGAGGGAGAGGGCCACCCCGCUGGCCAGCGCCUCCCCAGAGCAAGGGCCUCCGCCAGCCCUGAGACCAUCUGACACAAGGUCCCAUGUUGGGGGUGGGGUUGGAAGAAUAGGAGGAGAACUGGAACUCAAAAUGGAACCUAAAGCACCACAGCCAUGGGUACAACCUGAAGAACCACAACACAAGGAUGUGGAUCCCGCUGAGAAAGAAAAUGUGAAGUUGGUGUGGCACCCCAGUAGCCCAGCCCGCCAGAGACCAGACAUUCAGAGACAGAUCCUUCCCAGCAUGGCAGCGAAACUGGAACCUAAGCAAGUCUCCACUUCAGACCCCAUCAGGUUACUGGGUGACUUACAUAAGCGCACUUUCACCCUCCAGGAGGACAACACACAGUACUUUGUCAGCACCAAAGCUGGAGCCCGGUGCUUCCGGCAGGGAACAGAGGUGGCACCUCCUAGGGAUGAAGCUGGGACAGGGAAAAGCAGACCAACAAUGUCAGGGGCACUUCAGCGGAAAACAUUGCAAGUUUCUGAGGACUUGAACACUGGAGGAAAAGCAGUGGAGGAGUUAGGUGCCCCUAGGGCGAAGCCCAAGCGGGGGAAACGUCUAGUGAAAUGUGUAUGCCGGCCAGGUUGGCACGGUCCAUACUGUGGCGUGCCCACCAUGGUAUACCACUCCAACCUGCCCACCAAAGAGAGGCUGAUCCCUCGUGAGAAACUGCGUCGAGUCAUCAACGCCAUCAAUGUCAAUCACGAAUUUGACUUGCUGCAUGUUCGCUUUCAUGAGCUGGCCAGUGCCGUUGAUCUCUUUAUGGUGUGUGAGUCUAACUUCACGGCGUACGGCGAGAGACGACCGCUGAGCUUUCUGCACCUGCUGCUUAACGGCACCUACGACUAUGUACGGCACAAGAUCCUCUACGUGUUCCUGGACCACUUCCCCGAGGGUGGGCGGCAGGAUGGCUGGAUUGCCGAUGACUACCUGCGUACGUUUCUCACACGAGACGGGAUGUCCCGGGUGCGGGGCCUGCGGCCGGACGACGUCUUCCUCAUCAAUGAUGCUGACGAGAUCCCGGCCCAGGAGGGCGUCCUCUUCCUCAAGCUUUUCGACGGCUGGACGGAACCUUUCGCCAUCCACAUGCGGAAGUCUCUGUACGGGUUUUUCUGGAAGCAGCUCGGCUCGCUCGAGGUGGUGUCUGGGUGCACAGUGGGGAUGCUGAAGGACGUAUACGACAACGAUGGUAUACGGCUGCGCCGGCGCGACUACUACACCAUGCUCGGGUUCCGCAAGUAUGAAAACGACACGGGCCACAUCCUGGUGCAGUGGUCACUUGGAAGCCCUUUCCACUUUGCGGGGUGGCAUUGCUCUUGGUGCUUCACACCUGAGGGCAUCCACCUUAAACUUGUAUCUGCCCAGAACGGCGACUUCCCCCGAUGGGGUGACUAUGAGGACAAGCGGAACCUUAACUAUAUCCGUGAGCUGAUCCGGACCGGGGGAUGGUUUGAUGGGUCUGUGCAGGAGUACCCACCGUCAGACCCUAAAGAACACAUGUAUGCACCCAAGUACAUGUUGGACAAUUACAAGCAUUACCACUACCUGCUGGAGAACCCUUAUGCCAAGCAGUCCGCGCUGAGUGGAGGGUAAAGCAGAGACAUGUUGUAACUGUAGUUUAUUCGGAUAAUGAGGGGAAAAAAGGGUCCCGGGAAUGAUUUCAGGGGAGGGAGCGAAAAGACCUCUGCCUACAUCAUUUUUCCCCUUUCUCUCUCAUUGGACCAGACCCAAAGGUCACCCACCACCAUCCAAUCAUUGGCAGAAGGGGGUGGGACCAGCCAAGGCAAUGAAUGAAUCAAGCCUUUUGGAGGAUCCUGUGGAGAUUUUUUUUUAGUUUCUGUUGCUGAAUAUACAGAAUCCUAGAGAGACUGUAUCAGCCCAUACAUUUGUGCUGGGUUUGCUACUCUCCGUCUCCUUUUACGUGUGUGUGAGAGAGAGACAGAAAGAGAGAAGGAGAGCAUUGUAGAAAGAGUUUGUGAGUAUGAUUGAAGUUCAUGGUCCAUGCUGCACUCCUAUACUUCUUGCUUGCACAUCAAAUUUUGAAAAAAAAAAAGGAAGUGAAUCAUACAGAUUAUGCUUUUUUUAUGA